AUGGCCGCUAUCGCUCCCACUGCCCCAAUUUCUCCUCCAAUGGAGUCUACAGGUGACCGUCUAAUCACAUUGGAACUAAAGGAUGGCACGGUCUUACAAGGUUAUUCGUUUGGUGCUGAAAAGUCCACUGCUGGUGAAUUAGUUUUCCAAACUGGUAUGGUAGGUUAUCCUGAAUCUGUCACUGAUCCAUCUUACGAAGGCCAAAUCUUAGUCAUCACCUACCCCUUGGUAGGUAACUAUGGUGUUCCAGAUGUGCACUUGCGAGAUGAAUUGGUCGAAGAAUUGCCAAGAUAUUUUGAAAGUAAUAAAAUCCACAUCGCCGGUUUGGUUAUUUCUCACUAUACCGACGAAUACUCUCAUUAUCUUGCUAAAUCUUCCUUGGGGAAAUGGUUACAAAAUGAAGGGAUCCCAGCUGUUUAUGGUGUUGAUACAAGAUCAUUGACCAAGCAUUUGAGAGAUGCUGGUUCAAUGUUAGGUAGGUUGUCUUUGGAAAAAACCACGUCUGAUAGAACCAUUUCUGGAUCUUCUUCUUGGAAAGAUGCGUUUGACGUUCCAGAAUGGGUGGAUCCAAAUGUCCAAAACUUGGUUGCUAAGGUUUCGACCAGUGAACCAAAACUAUACCUACCUCCAACGGAUAACAAGGACAUUGAAUUGCAAACCGGUCCAGAUGGCAAAGUUUUAAGAAUUUUGGCCAUUGAUGUCGGUAUGAAGUACAAUCAAAUUCGUUGUUUUAUCAAAAGGGGUGUGGAACUAAAGGUCGUUCCAUGGGACUAUGAUUUCACCAAGGAAGAUUACGAUGGUUUGUUCAUUUCCAACGGUCCAGGUGAUCCAUCUGUUCUAGCUGAACUGUCUCAAAGAUUAUCGAAUGUUUUGGAAGCUAAAAAGACUCCAAUCUUUGGUAUUUGUCUUGGUCAUCAAUUAAUAGCUAGAGCUUCAGGUGCAUCCACCCUAAAAUUAAAAUUUGGUAACCGUGGCCACAACAUACCUUGUACAUCAACCAUAAGUGGUCGUUGUUAUAUAACAUCUCAAAACCAUGGGUUUGCUGUUGAUGUGAGCACCCUUACUUCCGGUUGGAAACCAUUAUUUGUUAACGCAAAUGAUGACUCUAACGAAGGUAUUUACCAUUCCGAAUUACCAUACUUUUCUGUUCAAUUUCAUCCAGAAUCAACACCAGGUCCAAGAGAUACAGAAUUUUUGUUUGAUGUUUUCAUCCAAGCUGUUAAAGAAUAUAAGCACACACAAGUAUUGAAACCAAUUGCAUUCCCAGGUGGUCUACUAGAAGAUAAUUUGAAGGCGCACCCAAGGAUCGAACCAAAGAAGGUCCUAGUCUUGGGUUCUGGUGGUUUGUCCAUCGGUCAAGCUGGUGAAUUUGAUUAUUCUGGUUCUCAAGCUAUUAAAGCCUUGAAGGAAGAGGGUAUUUAUACGAUUUUGAUUAAUCCCAACAUUGCUACAAUUCAAACUUCUAAAGGGUUGGCUGAUAAGGUCUACUUUGUACCUGUUACUGCAGAAUUUGUGAGAAAGGUUAUUUUGCAUGAAAGACCAGAUGCCAUUUAUGUGACAUUUGGUGGACAAACUGCUUUGUCAGUUGGUAUCGACAUGAAAGAUGAAUUUGAGACUUUAGGAGUUAAAGUCUUGGGUACUCCAAUUGAAACCAUUAUUACUACUGAAGAUCGUGAACUGUUCAGCAACGCUAUUGACGAAAUUAAUGAAAAAUGUGCCAAAUCUAAGGCUGCUAACUCGGUAGAGGAAGCUUUAGCCGCUGUUAAAGAUAUCGGCUUCCCAGUUAUCGUACGUGCUGCUUACGCAUUAGGUGGUUUAGGUUCUGGUUUUGCUAAUAAUGAAAAGGAACUAGUUGACCUUUGUAAUGUUGCAUUUGCAUCCUCUCCUCAAGUCUUAGUAGAAAGGUCUAUGAAGGGCUGGAAAGAAGUAGAGUAUGAAGUUGUUCGUGACGCUUAUGAUAACUGUAUUACAGUUUGUAACAUGGAAAAUUUCGAUCCAUUGGGUAUUCAUACUGGUGACUCCAUUGUCGUAGCUCCUUCUCAAACUUUAUCUGAUGAAGAUUACAACAUGCUUAGAACUACAGCUGUGAAUGUUAUCAGACACUUGGGUGUUGUCGGUGAAUGUAAUAUUCAAUAUGCUCUAAACCCAGUCUCCAAGGAAUACUGUAUCAUUGAAGUUAAUGCUCGUUUAUCACGUUCUUCUGCUUUAGCAUCUAAAGCUACUGGUUAUCCAUUGGCUUAUACCGCAGCUAAAUUAGGUUUGAACAUUCCAUUAAAUGAAGUUAAAAAUUCUGUUACAAAAUCCACAUGUGCUUGUUUUGAACCUUCUUUAGAUUACUGUGUUGUUAAGAUGCCAAGAUGGGAUUUGAAGAAAUUUACCAGAGUGUCUACCGAAUUAUCCUCAUCAAUGAAAUCCGUCGGUGAAGUUAUGAGUAUUGGUAGAACAUUUGAAGAAGCCAUCCAAAAAGCCAUCAGAUCUACAGAGUACGCCAACCUAGGUUUCAACGAAACAGAUCUAGAUGUCGAUAUCGAUUAUGAAUUGAACAAUCCUACUGAUCUGCGUGUCUUUGCAAUUGCUAAUGCUUUUGCUAGAAAGGGAUAUUCAGUUGAUAAAGUUUGGGAGAUGACAAGAAUCGAUAAAUGGUUCUUGAACAAGUUACAUGAUUUGGUCCAGUUUGCCCAGAAAAUAAGCUCAUUUGGUACUAAAGAAGAUUUACCUUCAUUAGUUUUGAGACAAGCAAAACAAUUAGGUUUUGAUGAUAGGCAAAUUGCAAAGUUCUUGGAUUCCAAUGAAGUUGCUAUUCGUAGGUUAAGAAAAGAGUACGGUAUUACACCAUUUGUCAAACAAAUUGAUACCGUUGCUGCUGAAUUCCCUGCAUACACAAACUAUUUGUACAUGACAUACAAUGCUGACUCUCACGAUUUAUCCUUUGACGACCACGGUGUUCUAGUCUUGGGUUCUGGUGUCUAUCGUAUUGGUUCUUCUGUUGAAUUCGAUUGGUGUGCUGUCACAGCAGUUAGAACAUUACGUGCUAACAAAAUCAAAACCAUCAUGGUCAACUACAAUCCUGAAACCGUCUCAACAGAUUACGAUGAAGCUGAUAGACUAUAUUUCGAAACUAUCAAUCUUGAAAGAGUCUUGGACAUCUAUGAAGUUGAAAGUUCCAGUGGUGUUGUUGUCUCAAUGGGUGGUCAAACUUCCAACAACAUUGCUAUGACGUUACAUCGUGAAAAUGUCAAGAUUCUUGGUACAUCCCCAGAUAUGAUUGAUUCUGCUGAAAACCGUUAUAAGUUCUCUCGUAUGUUGGAUCAAAUUGGUGUUGAUCAACCAGCUUGGAAGGAAUUAACAUCAAUGGAUGAAGCUGAGUCAUUUGCUGAAAAGGUUGGCUAUCCUGUGUUAGUACGUCCAUCUUACGUUUUAUCUGGUGCUGCCAUGAAUACCGUUUAUUCUAGAAACGAUUUAGAAUCCUACUUGAAUCAAGCUGUCGAAGUUUCCCGUGACUAUCCUGUUGUCAUUACCAAGUAUAUUGAAAAUGCAAAGGAAAUUGAAAUGGAUGCGGUUGCAAGAAAUGGUGAAUUGGUUAUGCAUGUUGUUUCUGAGCAUGUCGAAAAUGCGGGUGUCCAUUCAGGUGAUGCAACAUUGAUUGUUCCACCUCAAGAUUUGGCUCCUGAGACGGUUGAUAGAAUUGUCGUCGCAACUGCAAAGAUUGGUAAAGCUUUGAAGAUUACUGGUCCAUACAAUAUCCAAUUUAUUGCAAAGGAUAAUGAAAUUAAGGUCAUUGAAUGUAAUGUUCGUGCAUCAAGAUCUUUUCCAUUUAUUUCAAAGGUUGUUGGUGUGAACUUGAUUGAACUGGCUACAAAGGCUAUAAUGGGAUUACCUUUGACACCAUACCCUGUUGAAAAAUUACCAGAUGAUUAUGUUGCAGUCAAGGUUCCACAGUUUUCUUUCCCACGUUUAGCAGGUGCUGAUCCUGUUUUGGGUGUUGAGAUGGCCUCUACUGGUGAAGUCGCUACCUUUGGUCACUCUAAGUAUGAAGCUUACCUAAAGUCUCUGUUGGCAACCGGUUUCAAACUUCCAAAGAAAAACAUUUUAUUGUCCAUUGGUUCUUACAAAGAAAAGCAAGAAUUGCUUUCUUCCGUUCAGAAACUAUACAAUAUGGGAUACAAACUAUUUGCAACAUCGGGUACUGCUGAUUUCUUAUCCGAACACGGUAUCGCUGUCCAAUAUCUAGAAGUUUUAAACAGGGAUGCUGAUGACCAAAAAUCAGAAUAUUCGCUUACUCAGCAUUUGGCCAACAAUGAAAUUGAUCUUUACAUCAACUUACCAUCCGCCAACAGAUUCCGCCGUCCUGCAUCUUAUGUUUCAAAGGGUUACAAAACACGUCGUUUGGCCGUUGAUUACUCAGUUCCACUGGUCACUAACGUGAAGUGUGCCAAAUUGUUGAUUGAAGCCAUCUCAAGAAACAUCACUUUGGAUGUCUCUGAACGUGACGCCCAAACCUCUCACAGAACUAUAACCUUACCAGGCCUAAUCAAUGUUGCGACCUUUGUUCCAAAUGCAUCACAUGUUAUCAAGGGUCCGGAUGAAUUAAAGGAGACUACACGUUUAUUUUUGGAAUCAGGUUUUACCUACUGUCAAUUAAUGCCUAGAUCUAUCAGUGGACCAGUUAUUACUGAUGCUGCAUCAUUAAAGGCUGCAAACUCUGUUUCUCAAGAUUCGUCUUAUACAGAUUUUUCUUUCACUGUUGCUGGUACCGCUCAUAACGCUCAAAGCGUCUCACAAUCUGCUAGCAAAGUCACAGCGUUGUUUUUGCCUUUACGUGAAUUAAAGAACAAAAUCACAGAAGUAGCUGAACUUUUGAAGCAAUGGCCAGCUGAAAAGCAAGUUAUAGCUGAAGCUAAAACUGCCGACCUGGCAUCCGUUCUAUUGUUAACCUCACUUCAAAACAGAUCUAUUCAUAUUACUGGUGUUUCAAAUAAGGAAGAUCUUGCUUUGAUUAUGACGGUCAAAGAGAAAGAUCCCAGAGUAACCUGUGAUGUCAACAUUUACUCUCUGUUUAUUGCCCAAGAUGACUAUCCUGAAGCUGUGUUUUUGCCCACCAAGGAGGAUCAAGAAUUUUUCUGGAACAAUCUGGAUGGCAUUGACGCCUUCUCUGUAGGCGCACUUCCUGUUGCUCUAGCCAAUAUUACUGGUAAUAAGGUUGACGUCGGUAUGGGUAUCAAAGAUUCCUUACCAUUACUAUUAGCUGCAGUUGAAGAAGGUAAGUUGACUAUCGACGAUAUCGUUACUCGUCUACAUGAUAACCCAGCUAAAAUUUUCAACAUCCCCGCCCAGGAUUCUGUUGUUGAAAUCGACUUGGAUUAUUCCUUUAGACGUAACAAGAGAUGGUCACCAUUCAACAUGGACAUGAACGGUGGUGUCGAACGUGUUGUUUCUAACAACGAAACACUUGUUUUGAGUGGUGAAUUGGUCUCUCCAGGCGCAAAAGGAAAAUGCAGUAUUAAUCCUGCUACAGCUUCCACUACAGCUCCUGCAGAAAUUCAACCUACCGGUACUAAGAGAAGGUUUUCUUUUACCGAUGAAACAAUGGCUGAUAAUCUAGAUGCCGCAGAGGAUGCUAUCCCAGAACAACCUUUGGAACAAAAACUGAUGUCUUCGAGACCACCAAGGGAACUUGUUGCACCAGGCGCUAUCCAAAACUUGAUUCGUAGCAACAAUCCAUUCCGUGGUAGACAUAUAUUGUCUAUCAAACAAUUCAAACGUUCUGACUUCCAUGUCUUGUUUGCUGUUGCACAAGAAUUAAGAGCAGCCGUUGAUAGAGAAGGUGUUUUAGAUUUAAUGAAGGGACAUGUAAUUACUACAAUUUUCUUUGAACCAUCUACUCGUACCUGUUCUUCAUUCAUUGCUGCUAUGGAACGUUUGGGUGGUAGAAUUGUGAACGUUAACCCAUUGGUCUCUUCCGUCAAAAAGGGUGAAACUCUUCAGGAUACUAUCAGAACAUUGGCUUGUUACAGUGAUGCCAUUGUUAUGCGUCAUUCCGAAGAAAUGUCAGUCCAUAUUGCUGCUAAGUAUUCUCCUGUUCCAAUCAUCAAUGGUGGUAAUGGUUCUCGUGAACAUCCCACACAGGCCUUCUUAGAUUUAUUCACUAUUCGUGAAGAAAUAGGUACCGUUAACGGUAUCACUGUUACAUUUAUGGGUGACUUGAAACACGGUAGAACUGUCCAUUCGUUAUGCCGUUUGUUGAUGCAUUAUCAAGUUAGAAUUAAUCUUGUUUCUCCUCCGGAAUUAAGAUUGCCAGAAGGGCUAAGGGAAGAACUAAGAAGGGGUGGUUUGCUAGGUGUAGAAAGCGCCGAAAUGACCCCUCAUAUAAUCUCCAAAACAGAUGCUCUAUAUUGUACAAGAGUCCAAGAAGAGAGAUUCAGUAGUCCUGAAGAGUACCAACGUUUGAAGGACACAUAUAUUGUGGACAACAAAAUUUUGGCUCAUGCUAAGGAAAAUAUGGCUAUCAUGCAUCCUUUGCCUCGUGUAAAUGAAAUCAAAGAGGAAGUGGAUUACGAUCAUCGUGCUGCUUACUUUAGACAAAUGAAGUAUGGUUUGUAUGUUAGAAUGGCAUUAUUAGCCAUGGUUAUGGGGGUUGAUAUGUGA
Molecule: messenger RNA, 6645 nt
Organism: Saccharomyces eubayanus
Lineage: Eukaryota; Fungi; Ascomycota; Saccharomycetes; Saccharomycetales; Saccharomycetaceae
Gene: URA2
Product: bifunctional carbamoylphosphate synthetase/aspartate transcarbamylase
Exons: 1
Coding region: 1-6645 (2214 amino acids)
Biological process (GO): L-glutamine metabolic process; 'de novo' pyrimidine nucleobase biosynthetic process; L-citrulline biosynthetic process
Cellular component (GO): cytosol; cytoplasm
Molecular function (GO): amino acid binding; dihydroorotase activity; carbamoyl-phosphate synthase (glutamine-hydrolyzing) activity
Source: RefSeq, a predicted model, not a curated record